This is a messenger RNA of Polypterus senegalus (gray bichir), 3153 nucleotides long. RefSeq names its product V-set and transmembrane domain containing 2A (gene vstm2a). The transcript is spliced from 5 exons. Lineage: Eukaryota; Metazoa; Chordata; Cladistia; Polypteriformes; Polypteridae. The coding region runs from base 474 to 1199 and encodes 241 amino acids. The record is from RefSeq and is a predicted model, not a curated record.
GCUCUUUCUCUCUCUCUUGCUCUCGCUCUUUCUCUCUGCCUUCCGAAUUAUCAUACACACGCGCACACACGGAGAUGCAAACAGGCACCUAUAUCUUCGGUUUUCUCCAAGAUUAACAAUCGCAGCCCAUCGUGCGACACUCAGUGUCCAUCGUAAGGAAGGAAAUAAGAAGCUGCAGAUCAACGCUCAAAUCGGUUGUCACGUAUAACGAGCUAAGGAGCGACGCUUAUGAUUUUGUAUUUCACAAUACCUUGAGCGCAUCAAUUGCAGAUGUACCGUUUAUUUCAUCUUAUUUAACUACUGGGUCCCUGUAUACAACUUCUUAACUGUCGACAGUCCAGAAACAUGCCACAGAUCUGGCGGUCAAGCUUUACAUAAGAGCGACAUCUUUCUGGUUUUCAUUUCUUCGAUCUGUUUCGGAAGAGUGACUUUUAAUACCCGAUGUGACAUUUUCACCUUUUUAUUCGUGGGGAAUGAUGUGGAGCUUUCACGACUGUGUUGGAUUUCUUUUCUUUGCCAGUUUCUGCAUUCAGCUUGUAUUUUCUUCGCAUGCAAAGUUUACUGAACUGCCUACAAAUGUGACAGCUAAAGAAGGCCAAAACGUGGAGAUGUCAUGCGCUUUCCAAAGUGGAUUGUCAUCUGUCUAUCUGGAGAUUCAGUGGUGGUUUAUAAGAAUUCCUGAUGAGCAAAAUAACAGUGAAGAGGUUACUGGGACUCAGGUGGAAGUUUUACCAGAAAGAGAUCCAGAUGAUGAUGGAACUAAAAUAAGUACAGUAAAGGUACAAGGAAAUGAUAUCUCCCACAAGCUACAAAUAUCCAAAGUGGAGAAAGAUGAUGAAGGUCUUUAUGAAUGCAGGGUCACGGAUGCCAACUAUGGAGAUCUCCGGGAAUACAAAGCUCAGGCUUACUUGAAAGUAAAUGCCAGCAGUUAUUCACGAAACAUGCAAGCAUUGGAAUCCUCACCAUUACACCUUCAAGAUGGAAAAUCACGCAGGAGUAACACAGCUGCUGUGGCCAAUACUGGGGUGAGUUCAGAUAACCAGCGACUUCAUGCAACCUCCAGUUCUCAUACUACAGCAUCCAAAAUUCUCAAACACAGCCCUGGUUCAGCAAAGAGAAAAUUGCCUGCUAUUUCCACGGAGCGGACAGCACAGUUGGCCCUAACUUCCAACCACCACUCUGCACCCAAUGUAUUCUAAUAAUCUACACAAGAAGCACCUUUUUCAAGUAAAAUGAAGAAGAGAACCUCUUGUACUGAUCAUAAAUUCAUGACAAUUGAGAACUGCUGUUGUCUACUUAAUAUAUUAUUGUCUUUUCACCAAGAUUUUUGUUUUUUCAAUAUUUUAUAGCCAUUGUGUCACUUUGUGGAGUUUAAAAAUGACCUUUGUGUAUUAUAUAUUUAAAUGUGUUUUUUUUUUGGGCAAUGUAUUUUCUUUAAAGACAACCUAAAAUGUAUUGCUUCCACAUGCUAUACAUGUAUCUGUAAAAGGGAAAAAAUGUUUGCAUUUGUCUCUGAUAUAUACACAGACAUAUAUAUAUAUAUAUAUAUAUAUAUAUAUAUAUAAAUAUAUGGUACAUAUAUAUGUGUAUGUUGUUAUCCUAAAGCAGUUAAAAAGCUGAUGCUUUAUUGUAGGAUCUUUUGUAUUAAAUGUUCUGCAAAACAAUUCUUGGUCCUUGUCAUUGCAGAAAUAUUCUGUAUUAAUAAAGAAAAUAGCACAUAAUUCUUUGUUUCAAUAACUACAUGAUUAUAAUAAAGAUUACACUUUUAUCUGUUUUGGUUGUUGAAAUCAAUUAAAGAUUUAUGUAAAAACUGUUUAAAAAUGGAAAUGUUGUUUUAGAAAAUGAAAACUUUACAAAUUAACAAAACCAAAUGUUAUAUUUUUUAGAAUAUAUGAACUACAAAACAUGCUAAAUGAAACCAUGUCAGUUUUAAUUGACUUAAAAUUUCAGUGAAGAACAGGAUUCAAUGAUAAAGAGUAAAUUCAAUAAUCAUAAAAGACAACUACUGUAUACCUAAGGAUUUUAUGCCACACACCAUUGAAAUAUACAACACUUGGAUCUUUCGUAACUUUUCAUUAACUACUGUGGAUAUCUAUAUGUACUAGAGUAUUAGAAAAAUGCCAUGGUAAAGCAGACGCUACCACCUGAGAAAAUGUAGGCUCAAGUUACUUCAGACAAUUUAAGUGCAGAAUAUAUUUUUGAAAUUACUUUCAAUCAUUUAUACAAUGCAUAACAUUAAUAAAUUAUGAUUUAAAACCACUUACAAUUAUUUAAAAUUGCAGUACAGGAAUUAACUUUAUUGUCACUAAUUGGAGACAUUCUAUUGACAAACAUGACAAUAUUUAAAACAGAGGGCAUGUAAAAAUCAUAUAAAUAGAGGACAUGCCAGCUACAGGAGUGUCAACAAUAAGUCAAACACAAAAGAAAUUUCCUAUAACAAUAAAUAUCAGAAAUGAAGAAGAACAGACUGUCUAUCAAUGUUAAUUGUUAAAAUUGCAUUUGAAAAAAAAAAACAUUUUUAGUGCAAGGAUUUAAAUUUUUACUACAGGAGCAUACAUUGUGGUCAAUUUAUACAUUUAGACGCCAUGGAUACAUCGAGUGUUGACUUUCCUCUACCUUGUUAUUAAAUUACUUUUGUAAAAAAAGUUUCUACCAAAAUACUAGGUCAUAAAUAUUACUAUAUCUUCAGAAACCUUUUCAUUACAGAUUUGUUUUGAUUAUUGUUAACUUUUCCUUUUCUUGUCUCCAUAUGAACCUCCAACUAAUUAAUACUACAUUACUGUACAAGGUUUAGAGUCUUACAUUUUACGAGUGAAUGCUGUUAGAAGUAUUUCCAAAAUCAACAUUUAGAAUUUUUUUUAUUGCAAUCUUCUUUUUGAAAUAUUUAUUUUAUGUAACAUAAAAGUGUAUUCUUCUACAUAUUACUUUUAACACGGUACUGAUAAGACCUUAAGGAAUGUCUCCUGUGAAAUAGAACUCUUUUUGCAGAUUUCCAUCAAAAUGUUGUCCACUGGUAUCAGCUCAAACAGAUGAAAAUCAAUAAAAUAAAUACUAAUACUUUUUUUCUACUGUUUUAAACAUUCAUGAACAGGUGGUCGCUAGUCUGUCUUUAUUUAAAAAAAAAAUAAAAUACAUUUGCGAUAGCACAAGUAA